Messenger RNA from Diospyros lotus (date-plum), 2028 nucleotides. RefSeq names its product cytochrome P450 87A3-like. Lineage: Eukaryota; Viridiplantae; Streptophyta; Magnoliopsida; Ericales; Ebenaceae. Gene Ontology annotation, molecular function: oxidoreductase activity, acting on paired donors, with incorporation or reduction of molecular oxygen; monooxygenase activity; heme binding. Gene Ontology annotation, biological process: sterol metabolic process. The transcript has 9 exons. The record is from RefSeq and is a predicted model, not a curated record. The coding region runs from base 207 to 1634 and encodes 475 amino acids.
UUCCGGCCUGCCUAUUUAAGUGUCCUCCGCUUGAAUACUCAAGACACAAGCCAGCAGUUUCUCCUCUCAUUAUCUUCUCUUCCCACAUUUCCCCCUGAACCUAUUAUUUUCUGCCAUACACUUCAUUUUUUUCUGGGAAAUCCAUCGAGCUAUAUAAUUAUUCCUAAAGAUCUUCUCUUGCUUUCUUCUAUUCAUUAAAAGUGUAUAUGGGGCCAAUUGCUCUGUGCAUCGUAGCUUUGGCUGUUAUAAGCAUCACGCAUUGGGUUUACAGAUGGAUGAAUCCCAGGUGCAGCGGACAACUUCCGCCAGGUUCCAUGGGUUUACCACUCUUAGGUGAGAGUCUUCAGUUCUUUGCCCCCAACACUUCAUUUGACAUACCUCCUUUCAUUGAAGAGAGGAUGGAAAGGUACGGUCCAAUAUUCCGAACAAGUUUGGUAGGAAGGUCAGUUAUUGUAUCAACAGACCCUGAUUUUAGUUAUUUCAUCUUCCAACAAGAGGGGCAAUUAUUCCAGAGCUGGUACCCAGAUACUUUCACGGAGAUCUUUGGACGACAAAAUGUGGGUUCCCUGCACGGGUUUAUGUACAGGUACCUCAAGAACAUGGUGCUGAAUUUAUUCGGUCCUGAGAGCCUGAAGAAAAUGCUCCCUGAGGUUGAACAAGCAGCCUCUACAAACCUAAAGAGGUGGUCGAGUCAGGAUUCAGUUGAUUUAAAGGAUGCUACUGCAAGUUUAAUAUUUGAUCUGACUGCAAAGAAGUUGAUAAGUUAUGAUCCAGAGAAGUCAUCUGAAAAUUUGAGGGAGAAUUUUGUAGCUUUCAUACAAGGAUUAAUUUCCUUUCCUCUGAACAUUCCUGGAACAGCGUACAAUAAGUGCUUACAGGGAAGAAGUAAGGCAAUGACGAUGCUGAAGAACAUGUUACAGGAAAGACGGACAAAGCCUAGGGAGCAGGCAGAUGAUUUCUUUGAUUAUGUCCUUGAAGAACUCAAGAAAGAGGACACAAUUGUCACAGAGGAAAUCGCACUGGAUCUAAUGUUUGUGCUACUAUUUGCCAGCUUCGAGACAACCUCGUUGGCUCUAACUAUGGCCGCCAAAUUUCUUCUGGACCAUCCUCUUGUACUCAAGGAAUUAACAGAAGAACACGAAGCAAUUCUAAGAAGACGGGAAAAUCCAAAUUCUGGACUUACAUGGAAAGAAUAUAAAUCAAUGAAGUUCACGUUCCAGUUCAUCAAUGAAACAGUGCGGCUGGCAAAUAUAGUUCCGGCAAUCUUCAGAAAAGCAUUAAGAGAAAUCAAUUUUAAAGGCUACACUAUUCCAGCUGGUUGGGCGGUCAUGGUCUGUCCUCCAGCUGUACACUUGAACCCUGCCAAGUACAAAGAUCCCCUGCACUUCAAUCCAUGGAGAUGGGAAGGAAUGGAAUUGCAUGGUGCAUCAAAAAAUUUCAUGGCUUUUGGGGGUGGAAUGAGGUUUUGUGUUGGAACAGACUUCACCAAAGUGCAGAUGGCUGUCUUUCUCCACUGCUUGGUUACAAAAUACAGAUGGCGAGCAAUCAAAGGAGGAAACAUUGUCCGAACUCCUGGUCUGCAGUUUCCUAAUGGUUUUCAUGUUCAGUUGUCCGAGAGAAAUGGACCAAAAUAAAGAGCCAACAGAAACCUCCAGUUGAUGCAAAGGCAAGUCAUUUUUUUUCCGGCUAGAGGGACAAUGCCAAGAGACUCCAACUUAGCACCUUAGUCAACAGAAUUGCUACUCUGAAGUAGUUAAAGAGAUGACUGGCAAGAGUACAUCCAAAGUGGAGGGAAGGGAGGAAGCAUUCACCGUGGCCUCUCCUGAAUGAGCUGAAAAUAUUUUUGCGGAGCACCGCAUAAAAAGUAUUUAAUCUUGCUUUUGUGUUCACUAUAUACUAACACUAGUAUUGUAAGAAUAUGAAAACCUGAGGGAACAGAAAGCAAUCUCCAAGCUCCCCAUACGUUAGUAUUCAUCUAUACAGGAAGUACCUGUAGCAAAUACUGUAUAUGUUUUUGCAUCAUCUUUU